Hyposmocoma kahamanoa is the source of this 1327-nucleotide messenger RNA. Its product is annotated as ATPase ASNA1 homolog. Gene Ontology annotation, cellular component: GET complex. Bases 40 to 1047 code for a protein of 335 amino acids. NCBI's taxonomy places the organism in Eukaryota, Metazoa, Arthropoda, Insecta, Lepidoptera, Cosmopterigidae. The transcript has 5 exons. Gene Ontology annotation, molecular function: ATP hydrolysis activity; ATP binding. The record is from RefSeq and is a predicted model, not a curated record. Gene Ontology annotation, biological process: post-translational protein targeting to endoplasmic reticulum membrane.
GUUGACGAUUUUGUGAAAAACUAUAAUAAUUUCAUAAAAAUGGAUGAAAAUAAACCAUUUGAGCCUCUCGAACCUUCUCUGAAGAAUGUUAUAGACCAGAAAUCAUUACGAUGGAUUUUUGUCGGUGGAAAAGGAGGUGUAGGUAAAACAACAUGCAGCUGCAGUUUGGCCGUACAGCUGUCGAAGGUUCGCGAAUCCGUGUUGAUUAUUUCUACCGAUCCAGCUCAUAACAUUUCUGAUGCAUUUGAUCAGAAGUUUUCAAAGGUCCCGACAAAAGUCAAAGGCUUUGAAAACUUAUUUGCUAUGGAGAUAGACCCAAAUGUGGGUUUGACAGAGCUUCCAGAGGAAUACUUUGAAGGAGAAACAGAAGCAAUGCGGCUGGGUAAGGGUGUUAUGCAGGAGAUUGUUGGCGCGUUCCCUGGUAUUGAUGAGGCUAUGAGCUACGCUGAGGUAAUGAAAUUGGUGAAAGGCAUGAACUUCAGUGCGGUUGUGUUCGACACGGCGCCAACUGGACAUACGCUGCGUCUGCUCUCUUUUCCACAAGUCGUCGAGAGGGGGCUUGGCAAACUCAUGCGUUUGAAGUCCAAGGUGGCUCCAUUCAUCAACCAAGUGGCAAGUCUUUUUGGUUUAGCCGAUUUCAACUCAGACAUGUUCAGUAACAAAAUGGAUGAGAUGCUUUCUGUUAUCCGACAAGUGAAUGCACAAUUCAAGGACCCCAAUCAAACGACAUUUGUAUGUGUUUGCAUUGCCGAGUUCCUGUCACUAUACGAGACAGAGCGUCUUGUUCAAGAGUUAACCAGAUGUGGAAUUGACACACAUAAUAUCAUUGUCAACCAAUUACUGCUCCAUUCCUCUGCACCAUGUGAACUCUGUGCCGCUAGGCAUAAGGUACAAGAGAAGUAUCUAGAACAGAUCGCCGACUUGUAUGAAGACUUCCAUGUAACCAAACUGCCUCUUCUAGAUAAGGAAGUUCGCGGUGCCGCAGCUGUCAAUGCAUUCUCUGAAUAUCUACUAAACCCUUAUGUAUCGCCCACACCUCCGUCAUAAUAAAUGUUAUUGUUUUAUUCCUGUAUUUAAUGGUGUUCUGGCGUCAAUUUGGAAAUUUAGAAAUUUAUUAACGAUUAUUUAUAAAUCAGAGAAGGUGCUAUAUGUCAUAAAUGGUAAUAUCUCUGCUAGCUGUGAGAAUGUAUUUAUUUCUGUCUAAUAGUUAUAGAUAUUCUCUUGGUUUUGGAAGCUUCUGUUUAUGAAAUGGUGAUCAACAUAUAAUUGUAUAAUAUUCCAAAGUAAUUAAAGGCAAAUGUAUGCAUUUCAAUAAGGAUUUUUUUUA